Molecule: messenger RNA, 546 nt
Organism: Penicillium digitatum Pd1
Lineage: Eukaryota; Fungi; Ascomycota; Eurotiomycetes; Eurotiales; Aspergillaceae
Cellular component (GO): anaphase-promoting complex
Source: RefSeq, a predicted model, not a curated record
AUGCACCAACCGCGGCUAGCAGACCUCUUCGAAGAAUUUACACGCCCACACACCUCAACAGCCACCAACUCAACAACCGACCCACACAAUGCCAACAGCGUCUCAGCCGCAAAUCGCGAGGCAGCCAGUACAGCCGCAAACGCCCUACAAUAUGGCCCGACCUCUCCCUCUACAAUCCCCUCAUUCCUACCAAUCGAGGACAUCUACGUGGCACCACAAUACCAGCCCCCGAACCCUGAAGACGAGGACGAUGUCGUUCCAGAUCAGCAUGCGGCAUUCGGUAUUACCCGCGCUAUGGAGCGGAGACGGGAUGCGGUGUGGCGGGAUCUUGGUCUUGAGGCGCUUGUCAAUGGCGAGGGGCAUGGGCCUGAUGCUGGACCUUUGACAGGCCCUGGAGGUGCUGGUGUUGCUGGGGCUGCGACUUCUGGGCCUGGUGCUACGCUGCGGGGUAGUAGGGGUGGCGCGGCGGCUGCUGGGGCGCCGGUUAUUAGGGUCCGGGACUCAGGGCGGAAGAUGGGUGGGCGUAGGGUUGUUGGGUUGCGGUAA